Molecule: messenger RNA, 342 nt
Organism: Coccidioides immitis RS
Lineage: Eukaryota; Fungi; Ascomycota; Eurotiomycetes; Onygenales; Onygenaceae
Exons: 4
Coding region: 1-342 (113 amino acids)
Source: RefSeq, a predicted model, not a curated record
AUGGUCCCUCCUGGCGGGGAAACCCACCGAGGGGGUUGCAUGAUCGCUCCUGAACUCAGAGCAACUUCGAUCAAGUGGAAGGCGAGCUAUCUCGGAAUGUAUCCGGAGGAAGUAAACGUUGUAACAAGGUUUCCGCCUUUUGGUCAACACAUAAUUAUUGAGGCUGCCUCCAUUAUCAUCUUGCCAGUCACCAUUAUGUCGGGCUUCAUGGCUCAGGGUACUCAAUCUGCUAGUAAUCUAGAGAGUCUCUUGAGCGGUGAAGAGUGUCUAGCAGAAAAGAGAGCAAAUAUAAAGGCCAAAAUCAUCAAAAUUAUGGCUUUCAGCAGGAAGUUGGCAGUGUAG